UGAAAAGCAUGUUGGUGUCACAUGGUGCCGGAGAUAUGGAGCUUGAAGUCCGCAGAGUGAAAGAGAGCAAUCAUAAUAUGGAGCUUGAAGUCCGCAGAGUGAAAGAGAGCAAUCAUAAUAUGGAGCUUGAAGUCCGCAGAGUGAAAGAGAGUUGA
This is a messenger RNA of Racocetra persica, 155 nucleotides long. The record is from the annotation of a GenBank genome assembly. Lineage: Eukaryota; Fungi; Glomeromycota; Glomeromycetes; Diversisporales; Gigasporaceae.